Entamoeba histolytica HM-1:IMSS is the source of this 719-nucleotide messenger RNA. RefSeq lists its product as uncharacterized. Bases 1 to 693 code for a protein of 230 amino acids. The transcript has a single exon. Lineage: Eukaryota; Evosea; Mastigamoebida; Endamoebidae. Gene Ontology annotation, molecular function: ATP-dependent diacylglycerol kinase activity. The record is from RefSeq and is a predicted model, not a curated record.
AUGUCAAGUAUAACUCUCUUCUUUACUUCUCUUAUUGCAGUUAAUGUCUGUCUUAUUAUUGCUACAAUAUUAAGUAAGACAAAUAUUAUAACUAGUUAUACUUCUAGAAAAUGUGUUCAUAUUUCUCUUGGAUUUUUCCAAUUAUUAUUAUGGAAAUAUUAUCCAGAAGAACCAACAGCAAGAAUUUGGGGAUCUAUGUGUUGUAUUUUAUAUGCAAUAGUAUUUUUAAUAUUUGGAAUGGGAUGGAUUAAAGGAGUUAUUGCUGAUUUUUUAAUAGCAACAGUAUGUAGAAAUGGUGAUUAUAAAGAAAUGUUAUAUGGACCAUUAAAUUAUUGUUGUAUUAUGUCAUUUUUAUCUCUUUUAUAUUGGAGAAAUUAUCCACCAUCUAUAAUUGGAAUGAUGGUUAUGUUAACUGGUGAUGGAAUGGCUGAAAUAAUUGGUAAAAUGAUAGGAAAAACUCAACUUAAAAAUCCAUGGGGAAAAACAAAAACACUUGAAGGAGCAAUUGCAGUAAUGGUAUGUGGAUCACUUGGAGCAAUGUUUAUGUGUUGGAUGCUUUUUAAUAAUUUUUAUAUUAUUGAAUCAAUAGUAGGAGGAUUUGUAGGAGCAAUAGUUGAAUUUUAUUGUUAUCCAAAUUAUGAUAAUGUUUUUAUUCCAUUAUCAUCAGUUGUUAUGGGUGCUAUUUUCUUUUGAGUAAUUUUAAUUUAAUUUAUUCAAAU